AUGAGCGCCUUCAUGGACAACUGGCGAUGGUACAAGUCUCGAGUUUCUGACAAGCCUCGCAUAUGUCCCAGCUCCAGAGCGAUUGAGCUUUUGUGCCAGCCUAAAGAUUACACCGUGUCUUCGUUCGACGUCGUUGUCCUGGGUCGGUCCUUGGAGGCUAAGCAUGCAGACAAGGACGUUGACAUCUUCAUCCCCAUUGUCGGGGGCCGUCAGGGUUACACAGACGAGACAUACUGCGGUGCGCCUAUCAUUAUCCGCAAGCAUUCGGCCCCGGACCGAAGGUGCACAUUUGGUGGCAUCAUCAAGGCUGUUUCGUGGAAUGGAGACGCAAAGCUAUACGGCCUAACAGUCGGCCACGUUCUCUUGGACGACUUGGACUACGACCUAACAAUAAGAAGAACGAGUAAUGGGACCGAGUCUUUGAAUAACUGCAAGCUUCAACUUUCGGACUCUGAAAGCGAGGACGAGUCCGAUGGGGUGACCGAACAAGAGCCCGAGGAGACUAGGCCCUUGCCUGCCAUAGACAAUCCUCAGCUAGGUUCAGGAGUUAAUAAUAACGCCUCUGCUCCUUGGGUAUCCUCCGAACUGGGCAAGAUCGGGCGUAUCUCCGAGGAUGCAGUCAACAUGAUGGGUGAUUAUGCGAGGCAUUAUUAUGACUGGGCACUGAUUGAAAUGGACUAA
Molecule: messenger RNA, 681 nt
Organism: Fusarium falciforme
Lineage: Eukaryota; Fungi; Ascomycota; Sordariomycetes; Hypocreales; Nectriaceae
Product: Zn(2)-C6 fungal-type domain-containing protein
Exons: 2
Coding region: 1-681 (226 amino acids)
Source: RefSeq, a predicted model, not a curated record